AUGGAGAACAUGAUGCAGGGCAAUAAGAUCAGACGAGUUGCAGCUACUCGCAUGAAUGAGAGGUCAUCUCGAUCACACACGAUUUUCCGGAUUAUUCUGGAGUCGAAAGAUGCCAAUCAGAAAGAUGGACCUGUACAUAUAAGCUACCUUAACUUAAUGGACUUAGCUGGUUCUGAGAGAGUUUCUCUGACGAAAGCUGCUGGAAAUGUGAUAAGGCAACUAAGCGAGGGGAAGGAGUUUAUCAGUUAUCGCGAUUCGAAAUUGACUAGACUGCUCUCACAGGCUCUUGGCGGUAAUGCCAAAUCAUUGAUUAUCGGGAAUGAAUGUACAAAUUCAGAUGUAUAUGGAUCUGUAGUAAAACCUUUAGUCGAUUCCUUCAUGGAAGGUUUCAAUGCCACAAUAUUUGCAUAUGGCCAAACAUCUUCUGCAAAACACACACCAUUUGGGCAAUAA
This is a messenger RNA of Acanthoscelides obtectus, 453 nucleotides long. The record is from the annotation of a GenBank genome assembly. NCBI's taxonomy places the organism in Eukaryota, Metazoa, Arthropoda, Insecta, Coleoptera, Chrysomelidae.